AUGGCACCGCCUUCGUCACCCAAGCCCUGUAGUACGACCGAGGAUCCAUCUUCAACGGUUCCGAAGACUCCCACAGAGAGCGAGUUGUGGGAGGACAUUGUGGACCUCUUUGACGGUAUCAACGGAUGGGAUACCAGCCUGGAUUCACUACUCGAGGAGGAACCUGACACCAAUGUCGAGACGGGGGAGCCCCGCCCAGAACCCCUGCCCGAUUCUAUCCCUGGGCAGGAAGAUAAAUUGGAGCGCGACCAAGACUUCGAUCUGGAGUGGGAGAGGCAGAGUGAUAGGAGCGACGACCCGUUGCAAUGGGCGCUUAACUAUGAGUCAGGAGGAUCAUCGUCGCCAACGUCCCCGAAAGCCAUCGACUCGGUGUGGCGGGACUCGCCGCCCACACUUGUGCCAAGGCCACGUGACGAGGAGGGGUACGACUCGCCGCCACCACUUGUGCCAAGGCCUAGCGACGAGGAGCAGCACGACUCGCUGCCACCACUCGUGCCCAGACCGCGCGACGAGGAGUGGUGCGAUUCGCCGCCGCCACUCAUACCGAGGACACUGACACCGAUACCGGGGUCACCGUCCCGAAUAGGGGCUAUCUAG
Messenger RNA from Drosophila montana, 597 nucleotides. RefSeq names its product ycf66-like protein. The coding region runs from base 1 to 597 and encodes 198 amino acids. Lineage: Eukaryota; Metazoa; Arthropoda; Insecta; Diptera; Drosophilidae. The record is from RefSeq and is a predicted model, not a curated record. The transcript has 2 exons.